UAGAAGUGUUUUGAGACUACUGCCUGCUGUUCUGUCUGGCAGCUUGAAAUGCAGAAGUGAAAGCGCAGAGCAAGGAGGAGUUAGAGGGCGGAAAACAACACUGAAGGACAAGGAAACAAGGAGGAAAAUGAGUGAAUGAGAGGGAAAGAGAAAGGACACAGUUUACAGAGCGGAAAUCAGACGAGAUGGAGUGAAUUUUCAGUGAGAAGAAGAGACAAACAGAACUCAUUAAAAUUUCACGAUACGAAUGAAAUAAGGUAACGGGGUCAAAGGAAAGGAAAGAAGAUAGAAGAGAGAAAAUACCGGAAGAAGCAGUGUGUAUUUUAAAAGAAAGGUAAAAAGAGAGAGAGAAAGAGAGAGAGAGAGAGAGAGAGAGAGAGAGAGAGAGAGAGAGAGAGAGAGAGAGAGAGAGAGAGAGAGAGAUACUCGUAAACAGAGAUAAAAGGACGAAAAAAAUAAAUAAGCAGAAAAAAACGAAUAUAAACAAGAAAAGAACGAAAAAAAGUGAAUAAAAAAACAGAAAUAAAGAGAAGGAAAGAAGGAAACUAAACUGAACUGAAAAAAAUAGACAAAACAGGAAAAAAGAGAGAGAAAACGCCAAACAGAGUGAACUUAAAGGAGAUACAUUAACCAGCAGGCAUGUUCAGAAAGGUGGAAACAGCGACAGUGGUGAUAACGGAGGUGGAGGACAGUGAUGAGAGAGAUGGCGCCCCUACUGGCACCACCAGGGGCACGCGCACUGAGGGGGAGCCAUCGCGGGGACAAGCCACUGAGGACAGGAAUGAAGACAAACAGAAAUUGAUUGGGCUUUCUGGAGGCAGGUCAUGGAAGCAGGUGAUGAUCUACAACAAGUGGGCCAUACUGGGUUACCUCAUGUUGUUCUGCAUAUUCCUGGGCCUCAUCCUUCCCUACAUCCUUGCCUCCUUCGCCUUCCCUACCCCUGUGUACAACGCCAGAGGUUCCUGCUUCCUCAACAUAUCCUACAGGUUUGAGUGCCUGCCCGGGGUGUCAAUGCCCACGAGGGAUGAGUGCCACGCCCUGGGAUGCUGCUACGGCAGUAACAACGGAGACCUGUACGCCCCUUCCUGCUUCCACUCCAUUCCCUCUGAGUACGGAUACCGCGUCACGAACGUCACCACGUCCCCGGGGGUGCUGGUGAGUGACUCCGCGUCCCCGGAUGGGCCUAAGGUAAAGGGCAGGAAGAUGUAUCGACUCGGCGAGGCGGGGGAAAUUACCCUCGAGCUGGGGCCCCUCAAGGAGAAGACGAAUUUCGACACAGAGGCGUGGUCACUGAGGGCCCGGGUGCAGCGAGGCGGCAAUGACGUGGUGAGGGUGUUGGUGUUCAGCCCAGAGCAUGACUUCCUCGACGACGACUUCGCCGCAGAGCCCGCCUCCUCCUACCAGCUGGACGUGACGGUUACGCAGGACCUGGACGGGGACUUCAACAUUACGGUGACGCGCCUGGCCACGGGGGAGGUCGUGCUAGAGACGAUCUUCGGGCCCAUGAUCUACGGCAGGGACUUCGCGGAGCUCACCACCCGCAUCCCGACCCAGCAGCUGUACGGCCUCGGCCUGAGGAGGAACUUUCACUUUGAGCCCAACUACAAGCACAGGGACCGCUGGCCGCUCUUCACGCAGGAGACAACCUACAUGGUGGACAACACGACAGUCGCCUCAGGGAACAGCGGCGCCCACCCAUUCUACAUGAACUUCGAGAAGACCCCCGGGUACAUGUAUGGCUUGUACCUCAGAACCUCAGCCCCCGUGGAGGUGGGCGUGGUACCUAUCCCUGCCGUGGUGUUCAGGGGCGUGGGUACCCUGUGGGACCUACGGAUCAUGGCAGGACCUACCCCAAGGGACGUGACGCGGCAGUACACUAGUAUGGUGGGGCGCCCCGCCAUGCCACCUUACUGGGCCCUGGGUUACCAUCUGUGUCGCUCCGGGCUGGCACCUUCUGACUUCUCCGUCUACGACGAGGUGGUACUGGGCAUGAAGGAGGCUCAGAUACCGUAUGAGAGUGACUGCAUUGACGCCAGCCUCUCGCAGUCCUUCGCUCCAAUCACGACGGAGGCACAGCAGAGAGUGGUGGCGCUGCAGGCGGAAGGGAGGAAGUUCAUGCUGGUGCAGUAUCCGUUCGUCAACUACAACAGCGCCGCCUACAUUGACAGCGCGCAGUUUCUCCUGAAGCACAAUGACUCAUCUGACUAUUACGGCGAGGUAGAAGGCCGGCCUGUUGGUUACCCUGACUACGGGAACGAGAAUGUGCUUCCGCUUUGGCUCAAUCAGUCUGCCCAGGUGAGGAAGCUUUACACCAACGCUGACGGGGUAAUGCUUCUCCACAACACGCCACUUAACCAGGCAGAGCUGAACUAUACGCUGUGGAAUGCCUCGGAAGUCCUGUGCACCCCGGAGACCCCUGGAGCCUGCUGCCCCGACCCCGCCCUGCCCUUCCUGCCCAGAGGCGUGGAGGACGUCAACAACCACUCCCUCUGCGUGUCCCUCAUCCACCCGUCCCUCGGCAGCACCCCGCACCUCCACCUCCACAACGCCUACGGGUUUUACCACCACCGCAGGAUUCGUGGACUGAUGAAGGAGAUCGCACCAAAGAAGCGCCCCUUUGUCACCAGCCAGUCAACGCACGCUGGCUCGGGGGCUGAGGGCGGGGCCUUUGGGGAAAGUUUCGGCGCCAACUUCAUGGAGCAGCAGGUGUCCCUAGUGCAGGUGCUGGAGCUGGGCCUGUACGGGGUGCCUCUCGCUGGGGGGCCCAUCUGUGGCAGCAGGAAUGACACGAAGGGUGAGCUGAAGAGUGAGUGGUGUCUCCGUGGUCACCAGAUGGCGGCGUUCUGGCCCCUCAUGGUGAGUCAUUACGAGGACGGUCACGAGGCGAGGAACCCUACUGACUUCGACAAGGCCUUCACUCACCAGCUCGCAGUGUUCAUCAGGCUGCGGUACGCCCUCCUACCCUACUUCUACACGCUCCUGUACGAGGCCAGCCAGGAAGGGACGCCCAUGGCACGCCCGCUCUUCUACGAGUUUCCUGAGGACGAGGCAUCCCGCGGGGUGUCGACGCAGUUCAUGGUGGGAAGCGGCCUGCUGGUGAGUCCCGUGCUGAAUUCUGUGGGCGACAAGGACAGCAUAGACGCCACGCUGCACUUCCCGCCUGGCCGCUGGUACAAUUUCUUCUCGGGAGCAACAGUGGCUGACGGCGUGAACGGAACUGACAUGGUGAUCCCCACUCUGCUCGCUGAUGUCAAUGUGCACGUGAAGGGAGGCGCCAUAAUGCCACUGCAGGGCAAUUUGCACGACUGGGUCAAGACCACGGAGGACUCGCGGCAGGUCAGCUUCACAUUCCUGGUCGCUCUUUGCUGCAACGACUCCUCCUCCUCGCCCUUUGACGACCCCGGAGUGAUGGCACAAGGGUCGGUGUACCUGGACGACGGCGAGACACCACACGAGGUCGGGGCUGAUGCUAAGGCCGAGCACCUGCAGAUGACAGCUACCCAAGACCAGGUGACGAUAACGCGCAGUCCUCCUUCUGGCGGGGGCUCCGGCCUGUGCUCCCCCGCGACCAAUUACUCCACGGUGAUCAACGGAAUAAGGGUGUUUGGCCUGUCUUACAAAGUGAACAAGGCCACAGCAAACGGAGUAGUGAUCCCUUCUGAGAAUAUUGACCAGAACGCGGACACGGGGACCCUCGAUAUCUCGCAGGUGGGCCACGACUGGUGUGAAACUGACUCCCUGGUGGUGACGUGGGCUGCGUGAAAUCUGUAGGAAGACGUCGAAGUGAGAUAGAUGAUAGAUAGAUAAAUUAUUCCUAAAUAGCUCCUAUAAAAAAACCUCGUGGGAGUGAGAGAUGAGAAAAAAACUCCCAUCUGAAAACACAUGAGAAAUAUUGUGAUCGAAGGGAGAUAGAUAGAUGGUAGAUAGUCAAGACUUAACACCUGUAGGAAGACUUCGUGAGGAGUGAGAGACUGAGAAAGGAAGCAAGUCCCAUCUGAAAUACACUCUCACUUCGGAAUAUUGCGAUUGAAAUGAGAUAGAUAAAAAUAAAUAAAUAAAUAAAUAAUUACCGAAGAACUGUAGAAACACUCUGAUGAGAGAGAGAGAGAGAGAGAGAGAGAGAGAGAGAGAGAGAGAGAGAGAGAGAGAGAGAGUCCCUUCUGAAGAAACAAAAUAGAAAACAUUUCGUAAAAAAAAAAAAAAUUGCGAUAGAAGUGAGAUAACCAGAUAAAAGAUGAAAUCACAUAUUACUAAAAUGUAGAGAGACUUCGAUGAGACAGAGACAGAGGAAGAGAUAAGGCCCACGUAAGCAGCCCAUUCCGUGAAGAAACUCGUAGUGAAACUUGUGGCGCUGCUUCAGAAACUCCUGCCACUAUUCCUUGCGCUCUGUGACUGGAAAGGGAAAGGUCAACUGGAUACUCUGACCUUUGGGGAUGGAAUGAAGAGAGCCACUGUUUGAUGAAAUUGACACAAAGAAUUAAAAGUAAAGAGAAAAUUUUCGAGACAAGGGAAAACGAAGGCAAGCCAACAACCUCUGAGAGAAGUAAGAGAAAAGAGUAAAUGUCUAAAUAAGAUGAUAAGUGAAAAUAAAAGCAAAACACGACAAGAGAAGAAAGAAAACAAGGAAGCAAGGAAAAAAAGCGUAAAAGACAAAAUAAUUAAAGAGAGCAAAAAAGAGAAUUGAGGAACGAAGACAUAAAGAAAGAGGGAGAAGGAAGAAAAACAAGAAGAAAAGGAAAAAGGAAGAAAGGCAAGGAAAUAAAGAAGACCACCAAUUAAAUAAGAAAACUCACCUUACACAAUCAUCCUCAUAUCAGGUGAAGAUUUAUUAACCUCUCACCUUACUUAGUAGCAAUUAUUAACCCAACAACACCUUCACUUUAGUUUCCUACUUACCUUCAUUAACUUCUUGUAUAUUUCCCGCCACCCACACUUACGUAAUCUCUACCUGUGUUAAUCAUUCUGGUGUAAAUGUUGUUAUGGCGCGGCGCAGGUGUGUUCAGGUGACCUCAUCUUACCUGGCUAAGAUCGUUGAUUGCAUGCACGGAUGAACCUGCCACCGUUGGAAGUCGUUCAAAGUCCGUUGCAUUUAAUAAGAGUUUUUUUUCUGUUUUUAUUUAUUUAUUUUUUUCGGUGUUUUAAUAGCACAAGGUUACGAGGUUAUGUGGUGAGGUAUAAUGAUCGAUGGAGGUAGAUUAGGUAAUAGAAAUUUUAAUCAAAACUGUAAUUUGCAUGUGAUUCCUAUUAAUACUGUUAUGCAACC
Scylla paramamosain (green mud crab) is the source of this 5263-nucleotide messenger RNA. Its product is annotated as sucrase-isomaltase, intestinal-like. Gene Ontology annotation, biological process: carbohydrate metabolic process. The transcript has 15 exons. Gene Ontology annotation, molecular function: alpha-1,4-glucosidase activity; carbohydrate binding. NCBI's taxonomy places the organism in Eukaryota, Metazoa, Arthropoda, Malacostraca, Decapoda, Portunidae. The coding region runs from base 640 to 3762 and encodes 1040 amino acids. The record is from RefSeq and is a predicted model, not a curated record.